Molecule: messenger RNA, 1633 nt
Organism: Canariomyces notabilis
Lineage: Eukaryota; Fungi; Ascomycota; Sordariomycetes; Sordariales; Chaetomiaceae
Exons: 4
Coding region: 359-1633 (424 amino acids)
Source: RefSeq, a predicted model, not a curated record
GUCUUUGUUGGCUCACGGAGGCUAAAUACAAUCCAGUCUUGGAUGCGUUUCGGAGUUCAUUGUCCUCUACAAGCUUCACCUUUGAGAAUCAAGCCUUCUUAAAUCCCUUCCAUCCCCCUACAUGUAGUUGUCUCUACGGUCUAAGCUCUCUCUGUUCAGCCAGAUCUAAAUUCCUGGCAAGUAUCGUCCGAAUAAACGCAAGUCUGCAAACACAGGUAAGAAACAGUCAGGUAGGCUCGCCCUAUCCCAUCAGACCAAAUCACCCCUCGUCUUGCAGUAUUGUUCUUCUGCUGAUACAUCCGAACUUCUAACGCAUCACUGGGCAACGCGAUCACUGUCCAGCUAAAUCCGACUCAACAUGGCGUAUAUCUGGGACCUCCCCCAGUGCAAGUGCUCUUACUUCUACCAGUAUUACCUCUGCGGCUGCCCCGACCGGACUAUCUCUAAAGGCAGGGGCCACAGCAUCCACGUUCCCUCGUUCAAGGGAUGCCCCAUGUACUACAUGCCACUCAAGCAGAAGCUGGAGUACCACAAGUACGGCUUCCGGCACAACUUGAACCCGCCUCUCGACAACGAGCCCCGAGUGCUCCCCUUUCCUUGCUAUCGCCACAUGAUGGAGGCACGCAUCUAUAUCCCUGCGGAGGCAAUCAAAAAGGCCCAACAAGAGCUGACAGAUCCGAAGCUGAACGCGUACAGCGCCACCUGGAGGAACAGGAAGACUCACGCGUUACUGGAGCAGCUGAAAGAGUGGCGUGACGAGGAAUUGCGGAAGCGAGCGCGGGAGGAAAACAAAAUAAUCCGCCGCCGCUGGCAGAGUGAGAUCCGAAAGAAACUUGGGCCGCUCGAUGAACAUCGUGAACUCGAACCCUUAGCCAAAAAGCGCAAGGCAGACGAAUGCAACGAUCCAGUUCAAGACCCUGAACCGUUAAGAAAGAGCCCCAAGACAGAUCCGGAGAAACCUCCAUCCCCCCCUCCGUCUCCCGAGCCCAAUUCACCGCCCAAGCCCCCUCCCAAUCAAGCAACACCACAACCUGAACCUCAGAAAGACGCAGAUGACCCUCCCAACCAAGGCUUCCCUACCCUAGCCGAGUUCGCAACCUGGCUCUUGGGCUUCAACCCCUAUCCCUCCCCUCCACCCUCCCCUCCCCAACCAGCAAACCCAAACCCAGAACCCAACGACACCCCCCUUUCUCCACCCCUCAACGCUCUCUCACACAAACCACCGAGCCACUACGCCUCCCUCGACUGGCUACUCGAAGAACAGCAGGUGGAUCUGACACGGCAAGACGGCCGCAGCGCCGCCGCGCCGUACCUUUACGGGUCGCGGCCGCUGUCGUCAGAGCCGGAGGAUUCGGGCGGGGGAGGAUAUUAUCCACGCUACGAGGCCGCUGCUAACACGGGGUACGACGGCGGGGCGUACAAACUUGAUGCCGAGGCGCUGAACCAGGCAAGAACGGCAAACUGGUGGCGUCGCGACCCCUCGGGCUGGCUGGCCCGCUCUGUGGGGGGGUUGACUCAGUUGAGCCUGAAGCUCCCGGGAGUCCAUGGAAGCUUUUCAGGUGAAGAAAGUACCUUCAGGUUAUCUGGUUCUCUGCAGACUUCGAAGAACUGGCAUUCAUAUAGUCAGGAGUGA